Messenger RNA from Plasmodium gonderi, 924 nucleotides. RefSeq names its product variable surface protein. NCBI's taxonomy places the organism in Eukaryota, Apicomplexa, Aconoidasida, Haemosporida, Plasmodiidae. The record is from RefSeq and is a predicted model, not a curated record. The transcript has 3 exons. The coding region runs from base 1 to 924 and encodes 307 amino acids.
AUGGGUAAUAGCCAAGUCGCGAAAGCUGAAGUAAGUUUCUCACCACAUUAUUCAAGUGCUGUAAAUGGUCAAAUAGGGGCCUCAUGCAAUGCAUUUAAUAACACUUUUCAACAUAAAAGCAAAAAUUACUGGACUAAUUUUACACCACCUUGUCAAUAUCUUGUUCGUUAUUUACAUGAAAUAAAGGAUAAAAGCGAAUAUGAUAGAAAACCAUAUUGUAAUUUUUUUAUCUAUGAACUAAAACGUGAAGUAAAGAAUAAAAAUCCUAAUUUUCAGAGGUUUGAUAAGGUUCACGAAGAACUCAUAAAAUCAUACAAAAAUACAGGCGUAAACGGACUUGAUGUAUGUAAAGAAUAUGUAUCAUUAAUGGAUGAUAAUGUAUAUGAUAUGUUCAAUCUGUUUGAUGAAUUAUAUAAGGAUUUUAAAGAAUUUAAAAACCAGAACAAGCACAAGGACAAUUACUUUUACUCAUGUGUAAAAAAAUAUGAAGAAAUUAUUAAUAAAUAUAAAGAAAAAAAUAAUAAGUUUAACAAUACUAUUGAGGACGAAUUGGAAAAAUUCAAAUGUGAUUUUCAUACCUAUUUGCAAGACAAAAAUACUUACACAUGUGAAGAAGUAAAAUCGAAUUGUUCUUUGAUGAUACCUCCAAAAUGCAGGACGAAUGUAGAAGAAUUAUCAGGAGAUACUGCAUCUGCGGUGACGUGGACAAGCACGGGUUUUUUAUUUUUUGCAAUAUUAAUAAUUAUUUUCAUCUUGUAUAAUUAUACUGCUUGUAGUUCAUACUUACGACCAAGGAAAAGAAAGUUAAAAAAUAUACGGAAUAGAAAAUAUAAAAAACAUUAUGAAUUAAUGAAUUUAUUUGAAGAGUCACGUAAAAAUAAAAUUAAAAAUAAACACAAUAUAUUAUAUAACUCAGUACAAUAG